Messenger RNA from Cololabis saira (Pacific saury), 736 nucleotides. Its product is annotated as matrix-remodeling-associated protein 7-like. The transcript has 5 exons. NCBI's taxonomy places the organism in Eukaryota, Metazoa, Chordata, Actinopteri, Beloniformes, Belonidae. The coding region runs from base 1 to 687 and encodes 228 amino acids. The record is from RefSeq and is a predicted model, not a curated record.
AUGGAUGUAACUCUGGUCUUAUCGGCUGCCAUCUUCACGCUCCUCGCUCUGGUGGUGGCGACGUCGCUGUUGCGGGGCUCCUCGCCCCGAGCACCCCCGGUAGAGAGCUCCAGACCCCCGGUACAGAGCUCCAGACCCCCGGCACAGAGCUCCAGACCCCCCGCAGGGAGCUCCAGAGCCCCGCCUGCUGCCCCGGCGGGGCCGCGGCUGAACGGGCUGGUGCCCGCGGUGCGGCGCGGGGACGCGGACCUGUGGAGCGAGCUGAGCGGCAGCGGACACGACCACUGGGACGUGGUGAAGUCGGUCCGCUCGGAGGAGGAUCAACCCAGGUUUGAUACAGAAGAAGCAACACUAGUGGAGCACUCCACCUCCACAGGAUCCAGCCUGUCCGUCCCCUGUCCUGGAUCCCGGCACAUGAGUUUAGAGACUGAAGGAGCCACAGAGAGCCUGGGGCUCAACGAAGAGAAGGUGGAAUCAGAUGACAGUAGUCCCUUGCGGUACAUCCCUGGAAAGGCACGAACCCACCACCUAGAGAUGAUGAUGUCCACAGAGGAGCUGGAGGAAGAGCAGAGGGUGCAGCGUGAGCAGCUGGCUGCCAUCUUCCAGCUGCUGAAAGACAACAAGGAGACUUUUGGAGACGUGUCCGACGGAGACUUGGAGGAGCAGCUCCGACUCUACUCCAUCUGAACCCCCCGUGAACUCAGCUCUCCAGAACACGAUCUGACCCUCCGUCUGC